Messenger RNA from Fragaria vesca subsp. vesca, 992 nucleotides. RefSeq names its product GTP-binding protein SAR1A-like. The transcript has 3 exons. Gene Ontology annotation, molecular function: GTPase activity; GTP binding. Gene Ontology annotation, cellular component: COPII vesicle coat; endoplasmic reticulum exit site. The record is from RefSeq and is a predicted model, not a curated record. NCBI's taxonomy places the organism in Eukaryota, Viridiplantae, Streptophyta, Magnoliopsida, Rosales, Rosaceae. Gene Ontology annotation, biological process: endoplasmic reticulum to Golgi vesicle-mediated transport; intracellular protein transport; membrane organization. The coding region runs from base 80 to 661 and encodes 193 amino acids.
GCAUAUAAAUCCCCAGAAAAAGAAAAGCUUUCAAAUAUUUCCGUCGUCAUUUUCCUUGAACCUUGAAAAUUGAAGAAGAAUGUUUCUGGUGGAUUGGUUCUACGGCGUGCUGGCAUCUCUAGGACUGUGGCAGAAGGAAGCUAAGAUCUUGUUCUUGGGGCUCGAUAACGCCGGCAAGACCACCUUGCUUCACAUGCUCAAAGAUGAGAGACUAGUUCAGCACCAACCGACUCAGUACCCGACCUCCGAGGAGUUGAGUAUAGGCCAGAUUAAGUUCAAGGCUUUUGAUUUGGGUGGCCAUCAGAUCGCUCGCCGAGUCUGGAAGGAUUACUACGCCAAGGUAGAUGCUGUUGUCUACCUGGUUGAUGCUUUUGACAAGGAGAGAUUUGCAGAGUCUAAGAAGGAGCUUGACGCUCUUCUUUCUGAUGAGUCACUGGCCACUGUCCCGUUUCUUAUUUUGGGGAACAAGAUUGACAUACCCUAUGCCGCUUCGGAGGAUGAGCUGCGUUAUCAUAUGGGCCUGACCAACUUCACAACUGGUAAGGGGAAGGUCAAUCUGGCAGAUUCCAAUGUUCGCCCACUGGAGGUGUUUAUGUGCAGCAUUGUCCGCAAGAUGGGCUAUGGCGAGGGAUUCAAGUGGGUUUCUCAAUACAUCAAGUAGGCACGUGAAUGAUUGAGAUGGUAGUUUUCCUACCACUGAUAUAAUCUUCAGUAAUUCAGUGUUUUCUAUUUCUAAGCAUAGGCUCAUUAAAGUGGAUAGGUUACCUUGUCGAACUUUUUGCUCUUCAAAUCUACGUCUGCUUUUUAAUUUUCUUUGGCUUCAGGUUGCAUUAGUUGUACUAGUAGAAGUUAGUUUUCUUAUGUAAUUUGCAGUAUUAGAUUGUAUACUCUGCCUUGUGGGUUCGUUUUCUUAUGCAUUGGAAAGUAGGAAUACUACGUAUCCUACCUGGUUGUUAGUGUUUAUUCGAGAAAGCCCACCAUUCUGGUUUUAC